Molecule: messenger RNA, 5432 nt
Organism: Hemicordylus capensis (graceful crag lizard)
Lineage: Eukaryota; Metazoa; Chordata; Lepidosauria; Squamata; Cordylidae
Gene: RARA
Product: retinoic acid receptor alpha
Exons: 8
Coding region: 1105-2481 (458 amino acids)
Biological process (GO): cellular response to corticotropin-releasing hormone stimulus; regulation of transcription by RNA polymerase II; retinoic acid receptor signaling pathway
Cellular component (GO): nucleus; transcription regulator complex
Molecular function (GO): zinc ion binding; RNA polymerase II cis-regulatory region sequence-specific DNA binding; nuclear glucocorticoid receptor binding
Source: RefSeq, a predicted model, not a curated record
AGAGCCGACUUUUCGUGUCAGGAAAGAUUUUGCGCUGCCUUUAAUCUAUCAGUCCUGUACAUCACACACGCGCACGCACACAGACAGACUCUCUUUCUCUCCCCCCCCCUCCCAGAGAGAGAAGGACCAGGCAGCUGGAGAAAAAUCCUUCUGCAUCCAAGGAGACUUGAGGGUUCCAGGCCUCUGGCAUCUUCCCAAGCACAGAGAAUCUGACAACACAUUUGUACUUUUCAAUACUUCCCACCUUGUUUCUCUCCCUCUUUUUGUGGCAGGAGACACCUAAUUGCUUAAAAUAUUAUAUAUAUUUUUAUAUGUAUGUAUGUAUAUAUAUAUAUAAAAAACCUACAAGCACAGUUUCUGUGCAUUGCAUUCAGUCAUCUGCCAAACAGGAAAAGAUCUUGAAUUCUAACAGGAAGCCUUACUUUUUCUUUUCUUUUCUUUCUUUUUUCUUUUUUGUGAAACUUUUUUCCUCUUUUUUUUUUUCCUGGAGGGAGUUGCUGCAGAAGAUUUUUACCCCUCCCUUUCUCUUCUCUCGUUAGUUUGGAAGAACGAGAGGGAAUUGUGGAACUGAACAGGAGGUGGAAAUGUGACCAAAAUGCUAUCUAAUACCAGGGAACCUACUUCUUCAAAGAAUUCUGCUUAUGGGAAGGUUGAGUGGCUUGGAUUGUAUUUUUUUUUCAAGUAAUAAUUCCUCUCUCUUUUGGAUUUAUAAAUAUAUUUUGAUCUUGAAAUGGGAGAAGCAUCUCAGCCCUGGAUUGGCUGGCGUGUUUCCCCAGGGAUGCAUCUGGAAUAGAAGAUUGAAGACGUGAAUAUUAUCUUUUGGGUGUUUUUUACUUUAAGCAAAAACACUGGUGGCCAACUCGUCCUGCUUGGCGGAUUCCCCAGCCGCUUUUGGAUUCCCUAAAUACCUCCCCAAUAGGGAUUGAGAGAGAUCAGAAAACAGAAAACAACCAGACAAACCUCCCCUCAUCCCUCUGGAUUCGUCACCACUGUAGGAUUUUGUUGUUUGGUCCUUCAUAAACCAAACUUUUGCCCUGCUUCUCUCCUUCCCACCCACCCCCCACUACCCCCACCUCCUUUACCCUCUUGUUCUGCUUGGAGAAGAUGUACGAGAGUGUGGAUGUAGCUGGCUUAAACAGCAGUCCUAACCCCUUCUUCAUGAUGGAUUUUUACAACCAGAACCGUGCGUGCUUGAUCCAGGACAAAGGACCCGGGAACCCCAACCCUUACAGCACCCCUGUCCGUAACCAGCAUUGGAACAGUUCCAACCACUCCAUUGAAACGCAGAGCACCAGCUCGGAAGAGAUUGUGCCCAGCCCUCCUUCGCCACCCCCACUGCCCCGAAUCUACAAGCCCUGUUUUGUAUGCCAGGAUAAGUCAUCCGGCUACCACUAUGGUGUCAGCGCCUGUGAAGGAUGCAAGGGUUUCUUCCGCCGCAGCAUCCAGAAGAACAUGGUGUAUACCUGUCACCGCGACAAGAACUGCAUCAUCAACAAAGUGACGCGGAACCGGUGUCAGUACUGCCGCCUACAGAAGUGCUUCGAAGUUGGCAUGUCCAAGGAAUCUGUCCGGAAUGAUAGGAACAAGAAGAAGAAAGAUGCCCCCAAACAGGAGUGUUCAGAGAGCUACAUCAUCACGCCCGAGGUGGAGGAUCUCAUCGAGAAAGUGCGCAAGGCCCACCAGGAGACCUUCCCUGCCCUCUGCCAGUUGGGCAAGUAUACCACGAACAACAGUUCGGAUCAGAGGGUGUCUCUCGACAUUGACCUGUGGGACAAGUUCAGUGAGCUGUCGACAAAGUGCAUAAUCAAGACAGUUGAAUUCGCCAAGCAGUUGCCGGGUUUCACCACUCUCACUAUCGCUGACCAGAUCACGCUCCUCAAAGCUGCCUGCCUUGAUAUCCUCAUCCUGCGGAUAUGCACACGCUACACCCCAGAGCAGGACACCAUGACCUUCUCAGACGGCCUGACGCUCAACCGCACUCAGAUGCACAACGCAGGCUUUGGGCCCCUCACGGAUCUGGUCUUUGCCUUUGCCAACCAACUGCUGCCGCUCGAGAUGGACGAUGCUGAAACAGGACUCCUCAGCGCAAUCUGUCUUAUAUGUGGGGAUCGGCAAGAUCUGGAACAGCCGGACCGAGUGGACAAGUUGCAGGAGCCACUCCUGGAGGCCCUGAAAAUUUAUGUGAGGAAGCGAAGGCCUAGCAAACCCCACAUGUUCCCCAAAAUGCUGAUGAAGAUCACAGACCUGCGAAGCAUCAGCGCAAAGGGUGCUGAAAGAGUGAUCACACUGAAGAUGGAGAUACCGGGAUCUAUGCCACCACUCAUCCAAGAGAUGUUGGAGAACUCUGAGGGCAUGGACACCUUGGGGGCCUCAGCAGGGGCCCCCUCCCGCAUAGGCAGCCUAGCCCCACCUCCAGGCAGUUGCAGCCCUAGCCUUUCACCCAGUUCCAACAGAAGCAGUCCUGCCACACAUUCGCCAUGACCAUGCCGGCCACCAGAAGAAGCUGCUUGACCCUCCUCCCGCACACUUUGGUCUUUUGUUCCCUGGGAUACCUGGACAGAUGGCGAAGGAGCAGGGUGAGGGUGGGGUGAGGGGGAAGCAGAGGGAUGGCAUGCCGCUGCAAGCGUUCUCCCCCUGCCCCGCCCCUGCGCCGUGUGGCCAUGGUUGGGCCCAAGAGGGUGGGCUUCAAGUACUGUUCCAUACCAGCACACUUUCUUUUCACAGAUCCAGCAAAACAGGGUUCCGCUCCCAUUUUUCCCUCCGGGGAGAUGCAGAAUCGUAUACAGGAAGUUCUAAACUCUUUGCAGACUGACAAGCAGGUCUGAAGGACAGAUGCUCACAAUUAUGAGCAGGACUUUAAAAAAGAAAAAAGCAACCAAGUACAGAGAAAUUCAGCUCCUAUGUGGCACGCACCCCCCCCGACCCCCACUCUCCCCUCACCCUGUCGUGCGCACAGACACGCCUCCACAAAGGGGUUGCCUGCUUCUUGUUGCAGUGAAGAUGAAGUGGUGUUUUUUUCAGUUGCGUUUGCAUUUCAAAAUGUUUCAGGGGAUGGGGGGAAUGUUUUGUUCUUUUUUAAAAUUGCUCAAACUCCGUUUUUGUCCUUAACUUGACCACCCAAUUACCUUUCUCUCCUUCCCCUGCCUCCCCAAUUCCUCGUCCACUCUCACAUGCCUAAAACUGUCACCAGCAAAUAAUAAUAAUAAAAAAGUAAAAUUAGUUCUUCAGGUUAAAAAAAAAAGUACACAUAGAUCAAGGAGGGAAGGAUUCAUUUAAGAAAGAAGAAAUAUUAUAUAUAAAAAUAUCUAUAAAUAUAUAUAAAUACAUUUUAAAAGAAAACUUUGUAAAAGUUUGGAAUGUGGAGGGUUUCUAGAAAGAGGUUGGCAAGGAGAACGCCAGAAAAAACACCAAGAUUCUUGAAUGGGGUUGGUCACAAUUUUUCUUUUUAGAUGCAAAGUGUGGAUCUGACGCAGCCAUAGUUGUGCAGCAGGAUUCUCUUUUGUGCUUCUCAUUGUUUUCCCUCCCCACUGAGGGUGGAAGGCUGCUAGUUAGUUGCCUGUGCCUGUACCUGCCUCUUUACCUACCGCAGCCCCCACAGCCUGGCUUAAAAGAAAAAGAAAAAAGGAAUUUAAAUUCAGUUGUCAUGCACGUGUGCAGCAUUCCCCCCACUUUCUGCCAAGGCUCCUGUAGGACUUGGAAAGGAAGAAACAAACAAAAGUGGGGGAAACAUUGAAUGUGUUUUUAAGUGUCUCCUGCUCUCUGGACAUUGUUGCUGGUUCUUAAUUAAUCACUUCCUGGAAAAGGUUCCUUCCGAGGCACUUUCCCCUUGAAUGACCUCCGUGCAAUUUUAUGCACACUUUCCUGGAAAUAAACCCCCCUGAACAUAGUGGGACUUACUUCUAAGUAGUGUGCUAUGGAAACCACUUCUGCUUUUUAAACAAAUGUCAUGUUUCAUGCUCUUGCACUCUUGAUUUCCAGGGAGGAGGAAGAAUAACUGAUGUAGUUCUAAUAUUGCUGCUAUUUUUGCUGUGGCCAUAGACUAAAUGGGGAAUCACUGAAACACACAACUUUUUUGUUUUAUAUCAGAAUAGGAUGAAACGUGCAUGUAUGGUAGACCCUUCUCAGGCCACUGUGCCCCCCACUUCCUGAUUUUAGAAAAAUAGCUCAAUUGCUUUCUGUGCAGGCACACCUUAGAUCUUAUGAUUCAAUAUGCCUAUAACCUUUUUGCAGAAAACCACUCCUCCUCAGGCCCAGACAUUGUGCACUGUGGUCCACUUAUACCUUUCCUUAUCAUGCAAGUUGAGCCAGUAGUAUUAUCAAGUCAAAAUAACUGAGCAGUGGCAAAAGAUGUCUGUUUCACAGGAGUAGGGUAGGGUAACUCUCAAACAUGUGGGAAACAUCAUCUAGAUGCUACACAAAAUCCCCUAUAACAAUCAGUGUUCGUAAUGGAAUAAAGACCUUCCACUGUCUGGAAGGACCCAAAGAGAACUCCAAUUUGGCAGUUUUCAAGUUUUGGGGUUUGUUUUUGGCAGAGUUCUGUGAUAAGUGUUGUUUUUGAGCAGAAAGCUUCUUGAAGGAAGGAAGGGAGGGGUCCAAAAUCCUGUGGUGGUUCAGUGUUUUCACUAACACACACACACACACACACACACACACACACACACACACACACACACCCCUCAGCCCUAAACCUUGAUUCUCAUUUUAAAAUAUUCUGGAAGUAGUAACAUGAAGUUUUGUAAUCCAUCAAACUCUGAAGGAUAAUGUCUUCCCCUCAGUGCUUUAACUCUUUUUUCCACUUUGAAACUAUUCUGUCCAGAAAACAACAAACUCCCCCCGCCCCACUUUUUUUUGUAGGGGGCGUGGAAACAAGCAUCAGGAUCUAAAGAGCUAAUGGUAGGGGCUUACACUAUCUCAGUGAAAUUUUUGUCGUCCCCCCCCCCACCAGUAGCUCACCUGUCUGCCAUAUUACAAACUGCUUGCCAUGCCACAUGGGUGGAGGGAGAGAAGGGGGGCUGCUUUUCAAGAAGAAUGAGACGAAAGACCCCUUGGGCUCAGGGAACUAGUUCCAAAGUUCUUUGGAUCCUGGCUAAGAAGUUUCCUGAUUUAUCUGUAGAUCUUUAAGACACUAAAAAAACUGUGACCAGCUCCAUGACUACGUGUACUGGGAUGGCGGCGAGGGAAUAUCUAGGUGGGGGGAGGGAAGGGUUCCACUCACAAUUUAUUGGGGGUUUUUUUCUGUUGAGAUUUUAGUGGUUUUAGAAUCUACAACAUUAAAAUUUAAGCAAGUUUGGGGGGUGGGGGGUGGGUGGGAAGCAAGACAAUUUUUCCCCCAGAAGCUCCUCCCUCCGUUUGAAGGGCAUGUGCUCCACACCUCUCAGAUAUGUAUAUAAAGCUGUUGUUCUUUCAUAUAAAAAGAUACUGGUGAGUUUAAA